Sapajus apella (tufted capuchin) is the source of this 2779-nucleotide messenger RNA. RefSeq names its product zinc finger protein 774 (gene ZNF774). Lineage: Eukaryota; Metazoa; Chordata; Mammalia; Primates; Cebidae. Gene Ontology annotation, biological process: regulation of transcription by RNA polymerase II. Gene Ontology annotation, molecular function: RNA polymerase II cis-regulatory region sequence-specific DNA binding; DNA-binding transcription factor activity. The record is from RefSeq and is a predicted model, not a curated record.
UUUCAGCCUAUGGACAGAGAAGAGUUCUAGUCAUGGAAACUGAACAGCCAAUAGCAAGAGGACAGGGGCGGUAUGUUCCGGCUGCCGACUGUGGAAGCCGGAGUCCCACCUGUGUCCCCACAGCCCUGUCACGAAUCCUGGUCGAGUUCUGGGAGGGACGGCCUCGGGACGGCGGGCCGGGUGCGGCUCGGCGGUAGAGGCUUCACUUCCUUCUCCAUCCCUGGCUGGGUCCUGGGGCGCAACUUAUUGAUUGCUGAAUAAAUGACUGAUCCAUCCAGUAAUCAACUCUGACAAUCCUCCAAAAAAUAAUUUUUUUGUGAUACUGCUGUCAGUUUAUUAAUAUAUGAAUGGUUGGCUUCAGCUUCUAAGCGUUGUGUUUUGUGCUUAUCCCCAUUGACUUUCAAUUAUUUUUACAACCUAUCCAUGUCUAUUUUUUUUAAUUCCAUAUCUUUUUCAGUCUUAUUUCUGACUCCAUUAAAAUCUUAAAAUAGAACGGCAUCCAACACAGUUUCCUUUGGAGUUCUGCAUAAUCUGUCCCUUGAGGUUGUCCCCAAAUCUGCAAGCCAAGAAGUCAGCUAUUCUCAUAACUAAUAUGAGCAUAGUUAAGUCCACGACUUCCUAGCUUGCUGAAGAAAAUGUAGCUGGAGAGAAUCAAAAGCUUUCCAGAAGUCAAAUUAUACCUGCCAAUUCUCUCCUUUGUAUACCUUGUUCAUUGUGGACAAUUGGUUCCUCGAAAAGUUAAUGUAUCUAAAAGACUGGGUUCUGUCUAUGUGUUUGGGAGGCCUAGGUCUCUCUUAGCAAUGGGAAAGUCGGCUAGGAGAAGACGUAUGUAAAAACAGACAGAAAAGCAACCCUCUGUGGUUGACAGAAUUUACCUCAGGACGAUUCUGGUCAGGGGUGGGGUGUUGUUUAUGUACACUGGUGACCAUUUUUUGGCUUUCAGACAAUGGUGAGAAUAGGGAGCUACUGAUGCAUAUUGAGCUCUCUUGCUUUAGGAACUGAUGACCCUCAAUGAUGUGGCUGGGGACUUCUGGGAAGAGUGGGUUACCUGGACACUGCUUAGAGAAUCCUCUUCAGGGAUGCUACCCAGCACAGUUAGAAGAAUGGGCCCUCAAAGGAAUUUCUAGACCUAGUGUAGUCUCCCAGCUGGAGCAGAAAGAAGAGGCAUGGGUUCUACCACUCCAAAACUCUGAGGCGAGGAGGAUCCUGAGGGAAAGCCACACAGGCUUUGAGCAUCAGGUGGCAAAGCUCAAUCAGGACAUUUCUGAAACAGCAGAACAAUAUGGAACAUCCUCAGAAAGGACCAAUAAAGACUCUCAUAGUCUUGGUUGGGGAGGAAACUGGGAGAGAGGCCUAGAAUUAGAAGAGCAACAUGGAACCCUUCCAGGAGAGGGCCAGCUGGAGCCCUUUUCACAGGAGAGGGAUUUAAACAAGCUCCUGGAUGGAUAUGUAGGACAGAAGCCCAUGUGUGGAGAAUGCGGGAAAAGCUUUAACCAGAGUUCCUAUCUCAUAAGACACCUAAGAACCCAUACUGGCGAGAGGCCCUAUAAAUGCAUAGAGUGUGGGAAAGGCUUCAAACAGAGUUCAGACCUUGUCACCCAUCGCAGAACACAUACAGGAGAGAAGCCUUACCAAUGCAAGGGGUGUGAGAAAAAGUUCAGCGACAGCUCAACACUCAUCAAACAUCAGAGAACCCACACAGGGGAGAGACCCUACGAGUGCGCAGAGUGUGGGAAGGCUUUUGGGAGGAGGCCACAUCUCGUAAUGCACCAACGAAUCCACACAGGCGAGAAGCCCUACACAUGCCUGGAAUGUCACAAAAGCUUCAGUCGAAGUUCAAAUUUUAUCACCCACCAGCGGACCCACACAGGCGUGAAGCCAUACAGCUGUAAUGACUGUGGGGAGAGUUUUAGCCAGAGCUCAGAUUUGGUUAAGCACCAACGAACCCACACGGGAGAACGGCCCUUCCAAUGCCCAGAGUGCAGGAAGGGCUUCAGAGAUAGUUCUCAUUUUGUAGCUCACAUGAGUACUCAUUCAGGAGAAAGGCCUUUCAGUUGUCCCGACUGCCAUAAAAGCUUCAGUCAGAGCUCACAUUUGGUCACGCAUCAGAGAACACACACAGGUGAGAGACCUUUUAAGUGCGAAAACUGUGGAAAAGGAUUUGCUGACAGCUCCGCCCUCAUUAAGCAUCAACGAAUCCACACAGGAGAAAGACCCUACAAAUGUGGAGAGUGUGGGAAGAGCUUCAAUCAGAGCUCCCACUUCAUCACCCAUCAGCGAAUUCACUUAGGAGACAGGCCCUACCCAUGUCCUGAGUGUGGCAAGACCUUCAAUCAGCGUUCCCAUUUCCUCACACACCAGAGAACGCACACAGGAGAAAAACCUUUCCACUGUAGUAAAUGUGACAAGAGCUUCCGUCAGAAAGCACAUCUUUUAUGCCAUCAAAACACCCAUUUGAUUUAGGAAAUAGUCUUCAGUGGUUCUGCUGCUCCCUUGCAAAUUUUCACUGCUUCUGUCUUUGAGCACCCCACAUAGAAAAAACCUGGUCAUCAGCCGCUCACUUUGGGCCCUGAUCUAUUCUCCCUCUUUCUUUUCUAUGUUAUAACAGAGAGGAUAAACUUAGAAUCCAAAUAACGGUCUAAAUACAACAGGCAUUCCUGACUCUUAGUGAAAUGUGAGUUUAAUAGUUGAUGCCAGCCAGGCGUGGUGGCUCAUGCCUGUAAUCCCAGCACUUUUGGGAGGUCAAGGCAGGUAGAUCACUUGAGGUCAGGAGUUCGAG